Paramecium tetraurelia is the source of this 813-nucleotide messenger RNA. RefSeq lists its product as uncharacterized. NCBI's taxonomy places the organism in Eukaryota, Ciliophora, Oligohymenophorea, Peniculida, Parameciidae. The record is from RefSeq and is a predicted model, not a curated record. The transcript has 3 exons. Gene Ontology annotation, molecular function: mRNA binding. Gene Ontology annotation, cellular component: nucleus; cytoplasm; ribonucleoprotein complex.
AUGUUGCAAGGUUUAAAUGUUCCGCCUCUAUUUUCUAUUAAUAGAGAAGAGAUACUUAAACCUGUUCAAUAAGCAUAGGUAGAGCAGGUCCCAACCAAAUAAACUGUUGAUUUUAAAGAGAUUGAUUUGAAUCCACCAAAUAAAACUUUAUAUAUCAAUAGAUUAAAUGAGAAAGUGACUGCUGAGGAAAUGAGAUAAACAUUAUUUGCAUUAUUUUCAUAAAGUGGAAAAGUGCUUGAUAUAAUUGUCAAGAAAAAUAUUUUAAUGAGGGGACAGGCUUUUAUUUUAAUGGAAGAUGAAGAAGCGGCAAUAAAAGCCCAAAAAGCAUUUCAUAAUACUUAAUUGUAUGAUAAAGUUAUGAAAGUGAAUUUUGCUAAAGAAAAAUCAUACUAUAUUUCAAAAGGAGAUUAUGAGGAGAAGGAGAAGUUGCCUAUGAGUGACAAAAUAAAAGAACAUAAAAAGAGAAUUCAAGAUAAAAGAUAAAGGGAAAUGAUCAAUUAGAAAUAAUAACGAGAAGCACCAACUAUAUCUAUGCCUUUAGCAGUGAAUCAAUAUUAUUAUAUAUUUAAUUCUUCGAUUCCAAAUUAACCAAAUAAAGUCUUAUUUGUUGAGGGAUUGCACUUGGUUGACUUUGUUAACUUGGAACAGCACUUUAGAAACUUUUACGGGUUUAGAGAGUUCAGAGGAAUCAAACCAAAAGGUGUGGCCUUUGUUGAAUUUGAAGACGAACUCUAGGCGACUAAUUGUUUGAAUGAAUUGAAUGGGACCCAGUUCGAAGAAGUCACAUUAUAAAUAAGUUAUCAGAAAAAAUGA